UGUUUCCAUGAAGACAGAGAGAGAGAGAGAGAGAGAGAGAGAGAGAGAGUGUGAGUAGAGUAGAGUAGACCAGCAUCCACCAUCCCGGGGCCGACAACUCGUAUCAGCUUCCCCUGAUUCUCUCUCUUCCUCCACAAACCAACCUCUCUGUCUCUUUUGCCAUCAUUUAAACGGCUUUUGUUUAUUUGUUUAACCUUCUUCUCCUGUGUGAGAGAGACUGUUCGUGGAGAAAGAAGGAACAAAGAAAAGACUCUUCUUUGACCGAUAGACCCAACAUUUCUUUCUUUUAUUCAAAAAUAAAAUAAAAUAACAUAUCAUAAAGCAGAGUGGUUUGCUUUUGCUUUCUCUUCUUUUUCUAUGUGUGUUUGUGAGCAGACGGGGAUGUUGGAUCAGACGGGGAUGUUAACUAAGCAGACGGGGAUGUUGGAUCAACCUCAUCUUCUUCACUUGUUCUUACUGUUUCUCUGUUUCUCUCCUCUCACUCUCUGUUCUGAGCCUAGGAACCCUGAAGUGGAGGCGUUAAUAAAUAUAAAGAACGGUUUGCAUGAUCCUCAUGGAGUUUUGAACAACUGGGACGAGUUUUCAGUUGAUCCUUGUAGUUGGGCAAUGAUCACUUGCUCCUCAGACAACCUCGUCAUUGGCCUAGGAGCUCCAAGCCAAUCUCUCUCGGGAACUCUAUCUGAGUCCAUCGGAAACCUCACAAAUCUUGGACAAGUGUCAUUGCAGAGUAACAACAUCUCCGGAAAAAUCCCACCAGAGAUCGGUUUACUUCCAAGGUUACAAACUUUGGAUCUCUCCAACAACAGAUUCUCCGGAGAGAUUCCCGUUUCCGUUGAGCAGCUAAGCAGCCUUCAAUACCUGAGACUGAACAACAACUCAUUGUCUGGGCCCUUCCAUGCCUCUCUAUCCCAAAUUCCUCAUCUCUCUUUCUUGGACUUGUCUUUCAACAAUCUUAGUGGCCCUGUUCCUAAAUUCCCAGCCAAGACUUUCAAUGUUGCUGGGAAUCCAUUGAUCUGUAGAAACAGCCCACCUGAGGUUUGUUCUGGAUCUAUCAGUUCAAGUCCUCUUUAUGUUUCUUUGAGCUCCUCAUCUGGACGCAGGUCUAAUAGACUGGCGAUAGCUCUCGGUGUAAGCCUUGGCUUUGUUGCUUUAAUAACCGUUGCUCUCGGGUCUUUUUGUUGGUACCGCAAGAAACAAGCAAGGCUACUACUGAUCCUUAACUUAAACGAGGAAGGGCUACAAGGACUAGGGAAUCUAAGAAGCUUCACGUUCAGGGAGCUGUAUGUAUCUACAGAUGGUUUUAGUUCCAAGAACAUUCUCGGCGCUGGAGGAUUCGGUAAUGUCUACAGAGGAAAGCUAGGUGACGGGACUAUGGUUGCAGUUAAACGGUUAAAGGAUGUUAAUGGAACUUCAGGGGAUUCACAGUUUCGUACCGAGCUAGAGAUGAUUAGCUUAGCUGUUCAUAGGAAUCUGCUUCGGUUAAUUGGUUACUGCAAAACUUCUAGUGAAAGGCUUCUUGUUUACCCUUACAUGCCCAACGGCAGCGUCGCCUCGAAGCUUAAAUCUAAACCGCCAUUGGACUGGAACAUGAGGAAGAGGAUAGCGGUUGGAGCAGCAAGAGGUUUGUUGUAUCUACACGAGCAAUGUGAUCCAAAGAUCAUUCACAGAGAUGUCAAAGCGGCUAAUAUACUCUUAGACGAGUGCUUUGAAGCGGUUGUUGGUGACUUUGGUCUUGCGAAGCUCCUCAACCACGAGGAUUCUCAUGUCACGACCGCGGUCCGUGGCACCGUUGGCCACAUUGCACCUGAAUAUCUAUCCACCGGUCAGUCUUCUGAGAAGACCGAUGUGUUUGGGUUUGGUAUACUCUUGCUUGAGCUCAUAACCGGAUUGAGAGCUCUUGAGUUUGGUAAAACCGCUAGCCAAAAGGGAGCUAUGCUGGAAUGGGUAAGGAAACUCCAUGAAGAAAUGAAAGUAGAGGAACUGGUGGACCGAGAACUAGGGAAAAACUACGAUAAGAUUGAAGUGGGAGAGAUGUUGCAAGUGGCUUUGCUAUGCACGCAGUAUCUUCCAGCUCAUCGUCCUAAAAUGUCUGAAGUGGUUUUGAUGCUGGAAGGCGACGGUUUAGCUGAGAGAUGGGCUGCUUCUCAUAACCAUUCACAUUUCUACCAUGCCAAUAUCUCUUUUAAGACAAUCUCAUCUUUGUCUACUACUUCUGUCUCAAGGCUUAAUGAAGCACAUUGCAAUGAUCCAACUUACCAAAUGUUUGGGUCUUCGGCUUUCGACGAUGAUGAUGAUCAACAGCCUUUAGAUUUGCUCGCCAUGGAACUAUCCGGUCCAAGAUAACACACAAAAAGAAAGAUUAUCAGUUUUCUAUCAAACUAUCCAAUGAAGAGGCUCUACACUUAUUAGAAUGUAGACAUGUAUGUAUAUAUUUUGCUUUAACGGUAAUGAUGACAAAUGAAGAAACUAUAUGAGACUGAUGUGUUUGACUCCU
Molecule: messenger RNA, 2494 nt
Organism: Raphanus sativus (radish)
Lineage: Eukaryota; Viridiplantae; Streptophyta; Magnoliopsida; Brassicales; Brassicaceae
Product: probable LRR receptor-like serine/threonine-protein kinase At4g30520
Exons: 11
Coding region: 358-2343 (661 amino acids)
Biological process (GO): protein phosphorylation
Molecular function (GO): protein kinase activity; ATP binding; protein binding
Source: RefSeq, a predicted model, not a curated record